Molecule: messenger RNA, 570 nt
Organism: Medioppia subpectinata
Lineage: Eukaryota; Metazoa; Arthropoda; Arachnida; Sarcoptiformes; Oppiidae
Source: the annotation of a GenBank genome assembly
CGUCGUGGAAGUAGUAGUAGUUUGUUAUCAAUCGUCAACUCGAGCGGCGAUCCGCACAUCAGAGUCUGCAGAGACUGUAAAACAUUGUUGAAUAAAAGGGAUCAACAAAUAGAAGACAUUAAUUCCAAACCCAUUUUAAGCCAAUUUUAUGACCGAAUGCGCGAACAAAUCAAAGACAUUGAAAGAUUGGCUCCACUUUUCUUCCAAAUGAAUGAUUCUUUGAGUUUGGGCGAAACUAACUAUAAUUUAACGGACGCUCAAGAAUUAAAACUCAAAUUAACAAAAUUAGCCGAAAAUGUCGAUAGUAUUAGCCGAAAGAUCGCAACUCACGGCACUCAAGAGGAGCGACCGCCGCACCCAAAGCAGCUUCAAUUGCAGAACUCUAUUCGUUCGUCGGUUACGCACUUCUUGAGGCAAACAAUGUUAGGAUUGCCAACACUUCCAACACCUGAUGAGCUGAAGAAACUUCAGGACCAAAGAAGAGCUGAAAUUGAGAAACGAAUUCAAUUCGAGAAACAAUUAGCACUCGAAGAGCAGAAAAAGUUCUCCGUUUCGCCCAAAAAGCAAAAC